Cannabis sativa is the source of this 3474-nucleotide messenger RNA. RefSeq names its product DExH-box ATP-dependent RNA helicase DExH8. The record is from RefSeq and is a predicted model, not a curated record. Lineage: Eukaryota; Viridiplantae; Streptophyta; Magnoliopsida; Rosales; Cannabaceae. The coding region runs from base 154 to 3240 and encodes 1028 amino acids. Gene Ontology annotation, biological process: maturation of SSU-rRNA from tricistronic rRNA transcript (SSU-rRNA, 5.8S rRNA, LSU-rRNA). Gene Ontology annotation, cellular component: intracellular anatomical structure; nucleolus. Gene Ontology annotation, molecular function: RNA binding; ATP binding; metal ion binding. The transcript has 14 exons.
UAUUGCCCAAGGAGGGAGACUGGAGUGAAGGCCAUUCUGUUUUCCUCCAUUUCUCACUUUCUUAGGAGCCAAACAAAGAAAAUCAACUAGAGACUGUUACUCGUUUAGUUACCGGUCAAGGAGAACGACGAGAGUGGGCUUAGGUUUUCGACAAUGGCGUCGCCGUCGUCUCCGAGUUCUUCAACUUGCAGCUCUUCAUACUCUUCGUCGUCCUCGAUUCCCCACCAUUUCUCGUCUCUCCCUGUAAUGGCUUACCGCGAGAAAAUCAUCGAGAAAGUUACUGAGAAUCGUGUUACUUUGAUUGUCGGAGACACUGGCUGUGGGAAGAGCUCUCAAGUUCCACAGUUUCUAGUGGAUGCGAAUAUGAAGCCUGUUUUGUGCACACAGCCUCGGAGAUUUGCUGUUGUUGCUGUUGCUCAAACGGUUGCAAAGUCACGUAAUUGUGAAGUUGGAGGAGAGGUUGGAUAUCACAUUGGUCACUCAAAGAACUUAUCACCAAGCUCGGAUAUUAUUUUCAAAACUGCUGGAGUAUUGUUGGAGGAAAUCCGAGACAAGGGGGUGAUUGCACUUAACUACAAGGUUAUUAUUCUCGAUGAAGUGCAUGAAAGAUCUGUUGAGUCUGAUCUUGUUCUUGUCUGUGUGAAGCAGUUUCUGAUGAAGAACAAAGACUUGAGGGUAGUGCUGAUGUCAGCAACUGCUGAUAUCACAAGAUAUAGAGAUUACUUCAGGGAUCUUGGUAGGGGUGAACGGGUAGAAGUGCUAGCUAUCCCUAACUCUCACCACAAAACCUUUUAUGAUCGAAGGGUCUUUUAUCUUGAACAGGUAGCUAAAUUACUAGGACAAACUUCAGAGUCAUCCUCUUUGAGUUGGAGAUAUUGUUCUGGUCAACUUCCUUCCAUAUCAAAAGCUGAUAUCAAACCUGAAGUGCAUAGACUUAUUCAUGAUCUGGUGCUGCACAUUCAUGAGAAUGAACCAGACAUUGAAAAGAGCAUUUUGGUUUUCCUUCCAACAUACUAUUCUCUGGAGCAGCAAUGGUUUCUUCUGAAGCAACUUAGCUCAUCUUUUAAAGUACACAUUCUACACAGUAGUGUUGACACUAAACAAGCUCUCAUGGCUAUGAAGAUUUGGAAAUCGCAUCGUAAGGUAAUACUGGCCACGAAUAUUGCUGAAUCAUCUGUGACAAUACCUAAGGUGGCCUUUGUCAUUGAUUCAUGCCGAUCUUUACAAGUAUUUUGGGAUAAUACCAGGAAAAAUGAAUCUGCAGAGCUAACCUGGGUUUCCAAGUCUCAGGCUGACCAGCGUAGAGGUAGAACUGGAAGAACUUGUGACGGCCAGGUUUAUCGGUUGGUAACUGGAUCAUUUUUCAGCCAGUUUGAGGACUAUGAGCCUCCCUCUAUACUGAGGCUGUCUUUGAGGCAGCAAGUGCUUCAAAUUUGCUGUGCUACCUCUAAAGCAAUCAAUGACCCGAAGGUUUUGCUGCAGAGGGCUCUAGAUCCUCCACGCCCAGAGGUUGUUGAGGAUGCGUUAAAUUUGUUAGUUCACAUGCGUACAUUGGAGAAAACAUCUCCAAGGGGUCGGUUUGAACCUACAUUUUAUGGACGAAUGCUUGCAAGCUUUUCUCUGUCCUUUGAUGCUUCUGUUUUAAUACUUAAGUUUGGACACAUCGGGAUGCUGAGGGAAGGCAUUGUUUUGGGUGUAUUGAUGGAUACACAACCCCUACCCAUUCUGCGUCCUUUUGGUGAUGAACUUUUGAGUACAGAGUAUAUGGACUGCUAUUUCGCGGAAGAUAGUAAUAACACUGGCCUAACUGGCAAGAAGGAGAUAAUACUCAUGGGAAAUUUAUGUGCAUUUCAGUUUUGGCAACGGGUGUUCAAGGAUAAGCUACAUGUUGAGCAUUUGAAGCAAAUUUUACAAUUUGAGCCAACCAAAGCUUCUACUUCACUUGCUACCAAGCUUGAAGAAGAAUGGUGCUACCUUCAUAAUCUUGUACAAUCAUCUCUGGAUCAUAUUUCUGAAAUAUAUGAAGAUGUAUUAAGCUCAGUCCACCAGUUUCGGCCCAAGUUUUUGGGUAGCUCCGAAGGCUUGCCUUGCUACUAUGAUCCUAAUGAUUUUGACCAUAGCUGCCUUCUCAUGAGUUGUCAUCCAAAGGUAGAUUCAGAUGCACUUGAGGUGGAUGAUGAGAACUCUACAAAGAAAUGUCUUGCAGUACCCUUUGUUAAUUCUAAUAACUUCAAAAGAAUUGACGUGGCUAAGGAGUUCGCAGCUAUUAUCAAAGAGAUAAAACUUCAGUGGACAGAAGAUAUUGUUGGUUAUGAGAAUACAAAUCAUGGCUCCCUUUACAAUGGUGAGCUGCCUAUGGGUUUAUCCUAUGUCAGUGAAGCCGGCUAUUGGGGCAAUCAAUGGCCAUAUUCUCAUUCACAGCAAGUACCAAGACCUCCAUGCAAAUUUUUCUUUUCCCUCCAGGGAUGUCGAAAUGGAUCGUCAUGUUCAUUUUUCCAUGAUAGGGGUGAGCAAGUAUCGUCACACAGUCCAACUCUCUGCUUACCAGAAGAUGGUAACGCCAAAGCAACAUUCCUUCUUAGAUUGCUUCCUGCAGCAUCUUCUGAUAGAUAUAUUCUAUUAUUGGAUGACACCGAUUUGUUUUUCUCUUCGAAAAUUGCUAGCCACUUCAACCCAUCCAAAAUAUUUGCCACCACAUCUUUGUCACAGGCUUCCAUAUUUGAGCCAAACCUGGAAGAAGUAAAGAUUUUCUGGGGUUUGAUUCACCCGUUCCAAACCAUCAUUUGCAAAGAAGGAGAGAACCCGAUCCCUUGGAGUAAAGUUCAGUGUGUUCUAUGGUUUCCAAACCUUGGCAGUUCUAGUGAAAUGAUGGAACAAGACAGAGUAAUCUUACGGAGCUUUUUCGAAUAUAUGGCCAUUCGUAUACUAGCUGAUGCGUUAAGCGAAGUGAAAGUUAUCCUCACCAUGAAUAAUCUAAGAUUUUCACAACUACAGGUGGAAAAGUUGGGCAGAGAAUGUUUCUUCUUCCUUUCAGAGUCAUUUCGGUUUGAUGAAAGAAGCUUUGGAAAGCUGCCUGAUAAAGUCACUACUAAGAAGCCAAUGGUGAAACCGAAGGCCAUCUCAUACGUUUUCAGGCUGAAGCCCCCUUAUGUUGCUCAAUUUGGUGAUUACACAACCAAAUUUCACCAACUUCUGUCUGAUGUUUAUAGAGUAGACGCUGCCAAGUCCGAGGUGGAGUGAGCUGGGAUGAAAAGAAAAUUACGAUGGAUAUGGUUUUGAACAGUGAAAGCCUGUAUUUUUUUCUGAAUCAAAUUGGAAUUUUAUUAAUUCACUAAAUCUGUAAUGCAAUAGGGACAUCCCUUUUAUUGAAAACUAAAUCAGAAAAAGAACAUGACGCUCUUGUAAAGUUAUGGGCGACUAUAUUAGCCGACCGUUUAAUGAAAAACAAAAGAACAUUGUUAAGCAAAAGAAGAA